CCGCCACCUGGUGCGCAUGCACUAUUGGUGACGUCAUCGCGGCGCCUCACAUAGUCGCCUCGCCGGAGCCGGAAGUGAGCGGAGCGGCACCGGAAGCAGCCGGCAGACGAGACCUCGUGGAAAGGACGGCGGCAUGGGACAGUCGGGGAGGUCCCGGCACCAGAAGCGCGCGCGCGCCCAGGCCCAUCUCCGGAACCUCGAAGCCUAUGCCGCGCAGCCGCACUCGUUCGUGUUUGCUCGCGGCCGAGUGGGUCGCAGCGUCCAGCAGCUCAGUAUGGACUUGAGGCGGGUUAUGGAGCCGCUCACUGCCACCCGCCUGCAGAUACGGAAGAAAAACUCUCUGAAAGAUUGUGUAGCAGUGGCUGGGCCCCUUGGGGUCACACACUUCCUGAUUGUGAGCAAAACAGAGACCAACGUCUACUUUAAACUGAUGCGUCUCCCGGGAGGCCCCACCCUAACCUUCCGGAUCAACAAGUACACGUUGGUGCGUGAUGUGGUCUCCUCGCUACGCCGGCACCGCAUGCAUGAGCAGCAGUUUGCCCACCCACCCCUCCUGGUGCUCAACAGCUUUGGCCCCCAUGGCAUGCAUGUGAAGCUCAUGGCCACCAUGUUCCAGAACCUGUUCCCCUCCAUCAACGUGCAUAAGGUGAACCUGAACACCAUCAAGCGCUGCCUUCUCAUCAACUACAACCCUGACUCCCAGGAGCUGGAUUUGCGUCACUACAGCAUCAAGGUGGUCCCUGUGGGUGCCAGUCGUGGGAUGAAGAAGCUUCUCCAGGAGAAGUUCCCCAACAUGAGUCGCCUGCAGGACAUCAGUGAACUGCUGGCCACGGGCGCAGGGCUGUCGGAGAGUGAGGCAGAGCCCGAUGGCGAGCACAACAUCACAGAACUGCCGCAGGCUGUGGCGGGGCGCGGCAACAUGCGGGCCCAGCAGAGCGCUGUGCGGCUCACAGAGAUUGGGCCUCGGAUGACGCUGGAGCUCAUCAAGAUCCAAGAGGGGGUCGGAGAGGGCAACGUGCUGUUCCACAGGCUCGUGCACAAAACAGAGGAGGAGCUCCAGGCCAUCCUGGCUGCCAAGGAGGAGAAGCUGCGGCUCAAGGCCCAGAGACAGGACCAGCAGGCCCAGAAUGUUCGGCGCAAGCGGGAGCAGCGAGAGGCUCACAAGAAGAAGAGCCUGGCAGGCAUGAAGCGGGCGCGGGCAGAGGCCGAUGGGGACAGCGAUGCAGAGGACCCCGGGGCCCCGCCAGAGGCAGAGAGGACCAACCAGCAAGAGGAAGAAGAGGAUGAGGCUGAGUAUUUCCGCCAGGCUGUGGGCGAGGAGCCUGAUGAAGACAUGUUUCCAAAGGCAGCCAAGAGGAGGCGGCCCACUGGGCCCCCAGGCAAGAAGCAGCGGCUGAAGGAACGGAAGCCGGACCGAGGCAGUGAUCGGAGGCCUCAAAAGGCCAAGGCCAAGGGCAAGGGCCCAGGGGCCCAGGCCAAGGUGGGACCCAGGGGGGCUGCCAGGAACCGUGGGCAAGGCCGACCUCGGCCACCGAAGAGAGCAGCCUGAGGCCAAGCCUGGGUGGCAGAUGGAAUGCCCCAGAUUGGGGCCCGAGAGACGCUGUGCUGGGCUCCCCUCCUGGGUCUCCAGGCGCAGCCCUCGGUUUCCUUUCAUAAAGGAGAGCUGCUUUCCCACUUUGCCCUCUAAUAAAUUCAUUUCUCAUGAG
Bubalus bubalis (water buffalo) is the source of this 1706-nucleotide messenger RNA. RefSeq names its product peter pan homolog (gene PPAN). The record is from RefSeq and is a predicted model, not a curated record. The transcript is spliced from 12 exons. Lineage: Eukaryota; Metazoa; Chordata; Mammalia; Artiodactyla; Bovidae. The coding region runs from base 134 to 1549 and encodes 471 amino acids. Gene Ontology annotation, biological process: rRNA processing; ribosomal large subunit assembly. Gene Ontology annotation, molecular function: rRNA binding. Gene Ontology annotation, cellular component: preribosome, large subunit precursor.